AUGGAGGACAGCACCUGCGCCAAUCCCCUCCUACUUCAAUGGAUCAAGGAAUGGUUGGAUGAAGCUCGAGAGCGCAAUUCAAAAGGGGUUUCUGUCUACAAAAGGGCAUACGACUCCAUGAAAGCGUGCCCCCUGCCCUUCCAACACCCCUCGGAGGCUCAACAAUUGAAUGGCCUUGGCCCUAAGUUAUGUGAACGGCUAACAGAGAAUAUGCGAGACUAUUGUGAAGAGCAUGGCCUCCCUAUGCCUCGACUCCCACAUGCAGCACUCAGAUCAAAGAAGAGAAAAGAAUUAGAAAAAGCGAUGACCCAGACAGAAAUGGAAACGGUGCCAGCACCAGCAAAACGAGCGCGAAAGCCAAAGACUUAUAUACCAGCUCUUCGCUCUGGCCCUUACGCAUUGCUGCUUGGCCUUGCGUCAAUUGAGGAGCAUUCGCCUAAUGGAGCAUCGAAGGCUAUGCUAAUUGAAGCUGCACAACCCCACUGCGAUGCGUCGUUUACAGCUCCGCCUGACCCAUCUAAAUAUUAUACUGCCUGGAAUUCCAUGAAGACUCUCGUGCAGAAGGAUCUUGUUUAUGAGCGUGGACGCCCAAAGAGAUAUCUUCUUACAGAACAGGGUUGGGAAACUGCAACGAGUAUUAAGAAUACUGCCGGAUUGUCGUCAGCUGGCGAUGGUGGUCACAGAUUUGAUAGUGAGGCCCCAAGUGCCUCACAGAAUUCAAUUCGGGGAUCUCAAUCUGGAAUCCCGACACAAACUGCUAAUACUCUUUUGAGUUUGGAUGAUGAUAAUGAUACUUUGUAUGAGUCUGUUGGUAUGCAGCGAAGCUCAACUACACCUACUGUUUCUCGAGAUUUUGGUAGAACGAUACAACCAUCUACGCCUGCUACUCCAAUUUCACUUUCACCAAGUGACUUCACUAUUGAACUUGUUCUAGAUGUUCGAGAAGUCCGCACAAAAACAGAUAGAGAUUAUAUCUCCAAUGAGCUUAUUCGAAGGGGAGUGUCGCCCAUUGUCCGCUCCCUUGAGGUAGGGGACGCAUUAUGGGUAGCGAAAUGCAAAGAUCCAAAUCUUCUAGCUAGACAUGGUGAAGAGGGAGACGAGCUAAUGUUGGAUUGGAUAUUGGAGCGCAAACGGCUCGACGAUCUUAUUGGAAGUAUCAAGGAUAGUCGGUUUCAUGAACAGAAAUACCGCCUUCGCCGAUCAGGGGUUAAAAAUGUCAUAUAUCUAGUUGAAGAAUUUGGAUGCGCUGAUCUAUCAAAUGCAAAUGCAGCACGCAGCCAAGAAGCCGUAGCAUCGGCAAUAACGUCAACCCAGGUUGUCAACGGACACUUUGUCAAAAAGACUCGCAAUUUAGACGACACCAUUCGAUAUCUUGCUCGAAUGACCUCAUUGCUAAGAAACAUGUUUGCUGAUCCGGGAACAACCGAUGUACCCCCAAACAUCAAACACAUGUCACUUUCUCUCAUCCCCACCCAAUCCUUGACCUCUCUCACAUCGUACCUUGAUCUUCUGGGCAAACUUCGUGCUGACGACAAGAUCUGUCACCCCUCACAUGCCUCGACAACUUUUGCAAUCUCAUUCCCUACGUUCUCCGCCUUCUCCUCAAAAUCAGACAUGCUAACUCUCCGCGAUAUCUUUCUUAAAAUGCUCAUGUGCGUACGUGGCGUAAGUGCCGAGAAAGCCCUGGAGAUUCAACGCCUGUGGCCCACCCCUAAGGAAUUCGUUCAAGCCUUUGAGGCAGUAGAUUCUAGAGAUGAGCAUGGAAAACGAUUGAUGGAUGACCUAGUAUUUUCAAAGAUGGGGCAUUUGGUGGGGAACAAGAAGGUUGGGAAGGCAUUAAGUAAAAAGAUUGCGGAGGUUUGGGGAGGAUAUAGCUCUCUUGACUCUCCUCAAUUUUCCGAUAAUGAAUGA
Molecule: messenger RNA, 1911 nt
Organism: Ophidiomyces ophidiicola
Lineage: Eukaryota; Fungi; Ascomycota; Eurotiomycetes; Onygenales; Onygenaceae
Gene: MUS81
Product: Crossover junction endonuclease mus81
Exons: 3
Coding region: 1-1911 (636 amino acids)
Biological process (GO): double-strand break repair via break-induced replication; mitotic intra-S DNA damage checkpoint signaling; DNA catabolic process
Cellular component (GO): Holliday junction resolvase complex; nucleus
Molecular function (GO): DNA binding; 3'-flap endonuclease activity; crossover junction DNA endonuclease activity
Source: RefSeq, a predicted model, not a curated record